Ruditapes philippinarum (Manila clam) is the source of this 10236-nucleotide messenger RNA. RefSeq names its product dynein axonemal heavy chain 6-like. Gene Ontology annotation, cellular component: dynein complex. Gene Ontology annotation, molecular function: ATP hydrolysis activity; dynein intermediate chain binding; ATP binding. The transcript has 62 exons. The annotation marks the transcript as partial. Gene Ontology annotation, biological process: microtubule-based movement. Lineage: Eukaryota; Metazoa; Mollusca; Bivalvia; Venerida; Veneridae. The record is from RefSeq and is a predicted model, not a curated record.
UCAUGGGGACCCCUGGCUGGCCUCAAAGCUGUGGAUCCAGAGCAACUUAAAGCAAGAUUAUAUUCCUAUGCUCCACAGCAAGCAUCAAUAAAUCCCAGAGUCUUACGAUUCAACAGAGUGACACAAACACAGGUCAAAAAAGCAAAUAUUCCAAUAGCUCCAAAAUUGGAGCCCGUGCCAAGUCUACAAAAGCAUCAAGAAAGGAACCAACCUGAAUAUAUACAAAAAAAGAAUAAGGAAAGGCUUGAAGCAGAGAAAUUUGCUAAGCUGGCUGAAGAACCAUUGAAGAAAAAACGCAAGAGCUCAGGCGCUCCACUUCCCUUGGAAAGACCAGAAGGUAUGCCACCAUCUCCCUUACCAGACUUGCCUGAUGACUUGAAACAGAAGCAAGAGACUCUUGGAUCUAGAGCACCGACACCAACUAAACAAGCCAAGGUUAGCACACCCAGAGGAAAGGUGCAUGCAGCUGGACCUGUUAUCCCAGCCUCAACAAAACCAAAAGUAUUAGAGACAUAUGAGGGUAUGAAUGAUACCGGUAAAAUAACACAACUCAUCAAAGAUCAUGAGAGGAUCGGAUUCCUGUACUUGAGUCCGGCUGUACCGAAAUCUUCUGUAGAUUAUCACUACUAUAACCUGAAGGUGGUGAAUCAUGAAAAUAUUAACAAAUCAGACUACUGUACAAUCAGUCAGAAAGGAGUAACUCGUAUCCGUAGCGACGAUGAAACAGAAUUUGUUACGCUGGACAGAUGGGAACUGGAAUAUGAUUAUUUCAGAAAAAUUAUUAAGAUCCCAACAUUUGCACUGUUCAGAAAAUGGAAAGCUUUCAGUGUAUGGAGAGGCAAUGUAAAAUCAAAGAAGAUUGCUCAAUGCAAGAAGGCCCUCAAUGCCAACCUCUUUAUAGUCAAUCCUUCAUUACGGCCAGCAUUGAUGAACGUACGAGAAAUGUGUCACAGGAUCAGUGACAUGGGUCUAUGCAAGGUCGAGAAAGGUCAUACAUAUUCUCUCAGAGAGUUUAACGAGGCCCAGUUUACACAGCUCAGUGAGGUGGCCGGGCGACUGAUGGAGUUCCGGGACCUUGUCAAGGAAGUUGUAAGAAGCGCCUGCCGUACUGCUCUUCUCGAGGCAGGAUUUACACCGGAUGACUAUUUCUAUGACGGUGGAGAAAGUCCAGGAGAUUUUGGAGCCCCUGGUACGGCCUCAAGUUACCUGAUGCAGAGCAACUAUGAUAUGGAUAUUUACGGCGAGGCCCCGGACAAAAUGACAUACACGGAACAAGCGAACAAGAGAGAGCAUUGUAAACGUCUAACAUGCUUCAUACGUUUGGCUGACUAUUUGAUAGUGAACACAAUGCACGUGCUAGCAGUGAACUCGGUGUCCACGUUAUUGAACUAUUUGACCGAGCAGUUACAGAACACACCGAGUCUUGCCCAGAUCCAGGGUCUUGAAGAGGAGAAUAAAGAUGAAAAAGCCGAAGAAGAAAAGGAAGAGCAACAAGAUGUUUCUACCGACCAUGAUGAUGAUGAUAAUAAUGAUAAUAAUGAUGAUAUUGGGGAGGAAGAUGAAGUUCCAAUAUUACCUCCCUUGUAUAUCUCAGAGUUUGUUCUGGAGCCAAAUCAGCUUUUGUUCUCUCCAGAUAUUGAAGAGUUCCAGGAAGGAAUUGCUGAGGUCAUCAAACGGUUUCAGGAUGCUGUGCUUUCUGUACAGAACCUGGUACCAGACACAUACUUUGAUGCAUUUACCAGACCAAUUAUCAACAACAAGUUUGAAGACAAAUCUUGCGGAGAAGGUCCAAGCCUGGCAACGAUGUUCGAAGACGAUAAACAUCUGCAGACUAUUAUACACUCCAUCAGGGAAGCUCUCACGGCUGCGUUUAGAGCUGCUAGCCAGUAUGCGGACACGUUCGAACCCCACAGAGAAUUUUAUAGAGAGAAUGAGAGCAUGGACCUUGAUGUCAUUAAAAGCCAGGAUCAAGAUGUUGCAUGGUUCAGCGAGGCUCUGGAGAGGUACCACGGUCAGCACAAGAUGGCCGAGGCUAUCAAAGAGAAGAGGUCUAUAGGAAUGUUGCUCGUGGACGCCACUAAGAUGAAAUCUCUCCUUAUACCUUCUCCACUUAGAUGUCUUAACGCUGUGAAUGAUAUGCUGCCCAAGUUGGCCAGACAGGAGGUAGAUAGACUAAUUGCUGAGCUACAAGAUGCCCAGUUCAGAUUAGAGAGUACACCAAGCACUACCAUAGAGUUUGUCAAGAGUUUGACAUUCCUCGAUGACAUUCAAGUCAGGAUUGAGCCACUGGAGAAGGAGUCUAUGGUUGUGAAGGACAUGUAUGAAUUGAUAGAUGUGUUCCAGGUCCCAACGCCACCCGAGGACUUCGCAGUGUACCAGACACUUGGCCCAAGUAUAACAAAUGUAAGAAAUGCCAUUGACAAAUCACUGGCCGAGAGAGAUGCUAACAUUGACAAGUUCUGUACACACCUGGACAAGGAUAUUGCUGAACUGAGCAAAGAAGUGAAAGAGGUGAAACAGGAAGCUCAGAACCCCAUCAUUCUUGAUGCAGCAGCGGACAAAGAGAAGGUGAAAUCUGUUCUAAAGAAACUUCUUACACAAAUGGAUGAUCUUCAACAACGCGCCUUCACGUACAAAUCCUACCAGAAAAAUUUCAAGGUUGAGGUGACCAAGUUUGACGCCCUAGAGGAGGCUCAUGCUGAACUUAAGCUCAAGGAGCUCCUGUGGAGCGCUAUAGAUGAAUGGGAUGGUCUCCUAGCUGACUGGACUCAGGUGAGUUUUGAUACACUGGAUCCGGAACAGAUGAACUCUACCACUAUGAAAUAUGCCAAGUCAGUGAUGCAGUUAGAGAAGGGACUGCCCCCUAAUGCUGUUGUCCCUAAAUUAAAGGAGAAAGUGGAACUGAUGAGAGAUAGGUUACCAGUGAUCACAGACUUAAGAAACCCAUGCUUGAAGCAGCGUCACUGGGACGUCAUAGAGAAUAUUCUGGAGUAUAAAUUCACAGCUGAAGACCCACUGACCCUUGGUAAACUGACCGACAUAAAUGCCUUCAAGCAUGCAGAGACUCUACAAGAGAUAUCGGGCCAGGCUAGUUCAGAAGCUAGUUUAGAGGGCAUCUUGAAGAAGGUUGAAGAUGCAUGGAAAGCCACUGAAUUUGUUGUCCUACAGCACAAAGACUCGAAGGACGUGUUCAUUCUAGGUGGUACAGAUGAGAUCCAGCAACUGUUAGACGACAGUAACAUAAACGUGGCAACCAUUGCCAGUUCUCGACAUGUUGGUCCAAUCAAACCUAGGGUUGAGGAAUGGACUCGGCAGCUUGAUUUGUUCGGAAAAACUUUGGAUGAGUGGUUAAACUGUCAGAGAGCAUGGCUAUAUUUGGAGAGUAUUUUCUCGGCUCCGGACAUUCAGAGACAACUACCAGCCGAGGCCAAGAUGUUCAUGCAGGUGGAUAAAUCCUACAAGGAUAUAAUGAGGAAAGUGAACAAAGUCCCUUCAGCCAUUAGGGCCGGCACCCAACCAGGAUUACUGGAAACUUUCCAGAACAACAAUGCUUUGCUGGACCAGAUUCAGAAAUGUCUGGAGGCAUACCUGGAAUCUAAGAGAGUCAUCUUCCCAAGAUUCUAUUUCUUGUCCAACGAUGAAUUACUGGAGAUUUUGGCUCAGACUAGGAACCCACUGGCAGUACAGCCACAUCUAAGGAAAUGUUUUGACGCCAUUGCUAAGCUAGAGUUUGGUAUACAAGCAUCUGAUGGAAAGUCAACUCCAGAUGGAGAACCCCAGGAGAUUCAGUACAGCAAUGAUAUCCUGGCCAUGAUUUCCCCAGAGAAUGAAAAAGUCAGUCUUGGAAAGGGUUUGAAAGCAAGAGGUAAUGUUGAAGAGUGGCUUGGUAAAGUUGAGGAGGCUAUGUUCUCCAAUUUACGUAAACUGACCAAGUUUGCCAUCACAGAUUUUGAAAGGCGACCACGUAGUGAGUGGGUGGUGUCCCAUAGUUCCCAGGUGGUGUUGACAGUAUCGCAGCUGAUCUGGUGUCGAGAAGUGACGGAGAUUCUGGAAGGAGACUUCGACCGUCUUGAGGGUAUGAAAGAAUUUGAACAGAAAAAUUUCAAGGAUUUGAAUGAAUUGGCAGCCAUCGUUCGUGGAGAGUUGCCAAAAUUAUCACGUGCAAUUCUGUGUGCCCUGAUUACAAUUGAUGUCCACGGUCGUGACAUGAUCACUGGAAUGGUCAAAAGCCAGUGUGACUCGGUGGAUAAUUUUGAGUGGCAGAAACAGUUACGUUAUUACUGGGACUUAGAACUGGACAACUGUGUCGUGAAGAUGUCAAACUCCAUGUAUAUCUACGGUUACGAGUAUCUAGGGGCGUCGCCACGUCUUGUCAUUACUCCAUUGACAGAUCGUUGCUACUUAUGCCUUAUGGGAGCCCUACAGUUGGAUCUUGGCGGUGCGCCAGCCGGACCCGCUGGAACCGGGAAGACAGAGACCACAAAGGAUCUUGCAAAGUCCCUCGCCAAACAGUGUGUCGUAUUCAACUGCUCAGAUGGUCUUGAUUACAAGAUGAUGGGAAGGUUUUUCUCUGGUCUGGCUCAAUCAGGAGCAUGGUGUUGUUUUGAUGAGUUCAACAGAAUUGAUAUUGAAGUGCUGUCUGUGAUUGCCCAACAGUUGAUUACCAUCAGAAAUGCUAAAGCUGCCAAGCUUCAGAGGUUCAUGUUUGAGGGACGUGAGAUUAAGCUUGUCAUGAGCUGUGCCGCAUUUAUCACAAUGAACCCCGGUUACGCCGGACGUACCGAGCUACCGGACAACCUGAAAGCCCUCUUCAGACCCAUCGCUAUGAUGGUUCCGGACUACACCCUCAUUGCUGAGGUGAUCUUGUACUCCGAGGGUUUUGAAUCCUCUAAGGGCCUCGCCCAGAAGAUGACCCAGAUGUACAAGUUAUGUAGUGAACAGUUGUCACAACAGGACCAUUACGAUUUCGGUAUGCGUGCUGUCAAGUCUGUUCUGGUGAUGGCCGGUGCACUGAAACGUCAGAAUCCGGACAAGAAUGAGGACGUGGUCCUCAUCAGAGCUCUAAGAGAUAGUAACUUACCUAAGUUCCUUGCUCAGGAUGCCGUGCUCUUCCAGGCCAUAUUGUCGGACUUGUUCCCCGGAGUUACCAUCCCUGAACAUGACUACGGUCAACUACAAGAGGAAAUAGAAGCUGUGAUCGAGAGCCGUCACUUGGUUGUCUUGCAAACACAGGUCAAAAAGGUCAUACAGUUCUACGAGACACUGGAGGUCAGACACGGGGUCAUGUUGGUUGGACCAACAGGUGGUGGUAAAACAACAAUUUACGAGGUUUUAGCAGAAACGUGUGAGAAUUUACACAAGAAAGAGGUGAAGAAAGAGUUUUAUCAGCCCGUGCAUACAUACGUGUUGAACCCGAAGGCUAUAACGAUGGAGGAACUGUACGGUGGUAUAAAUAAACUCACUCUGGAGUGGCAUGACGGACUCAUGGGCCUGACAGUCAGACACUGUGUACAGGACACGAGCAUAGACCACCAGUGGGUUGUUUGUGACGGACCAGUAGAUGCUCUUUGGAUUGAGAACAUGAACACAGUAUUGGACGAUAACAAGAUGUUGUGUUUGGCAAAUUCUGAGAGAAUUAAGUUCACACCGUACAUCCACAUGUUGUUUGAGGUGCAGGAUUUGGCCGUGGCGUCACCAGCCACUGUCAGCAGAUGCGGAAUGGUUUAUGUGGAUGCGGAUGAACUAAAGUGGAUGCCAUACGUACACAAGUGGAUGCACCAAUGGGAGGAUAGACUGAAGGAUGAAGUGAAAACAUACAUAAUGGAUCUGUUUGAGAGAUACGUGGAGCUUGGGCUACGCUUUGUCAGCAAAAAAUGCACGCAAGUUAUGAAUCAGGUGGACAUUGCCAAGGUUGUUACACUGUGCAAGCUUCUGGAAUCCCUGUUAUUCUGCCGUGGAGGCCCUGACUUUAAUAUGGAUCCAAAUAAACUGAACAUUCUCUUAUGUACAACAUUUGUAUUCUGUUAUGUAUGGUGUAUUGGAGGGAACAUUGUAGAAUCUAACUGGGAUGCUUUUGACACAUUCGUGAGGAAUACAUUUGACGACAACGGGGAUGCUAAGCUUCCGGCCGGUGGAGACUUGUGGAGCUGUUUUGUUGACUUUGAAACCAAGCGUAUGGAUAUGUGGGAGAAAAUAGUUCCAUCUUUCAAAUACAAUAAGGAAGUCCCAUUCUUUGAGAUGCUGGUACCCACUGUGGAUACUGUGAGGUUUGGUUACCUGCUUGAGAAACUUUUAGCUGUCAGACAUCCUGUACUAUACACUGGUGGAACUGGUGUCGGAAAGUCUGUGAUCGCCAGAGGAUUAUUAAACAAUAUCUCGGAAAAGGCGAGUUAUGUCCCUUACUUUAUCAACUUCUCAGCUCAGACGUCUAGUAAACGUACCCAGGAGAUGAUAGAGAGCAAACUUGAGAAGAAAAGAAAAACAGUACUUGGUGCUCCUCGUGACAAGAGAGUUAUAUUCUUUAUUGACGACUUGAACAUGCCUAAGCUUGACACCUACGGCUCUCAGCCUCCGAUAGAGUUGCUCCGCCAGUAUCAGGACUUUGGUGGUUUCUACGACAGAGACGUACUCUUCUGGCGAGAAAUUCAGUUUAUGAACUUAUUAUUAUUCCAGGACAUAGCACCAGAUAGUUUUGUAACUAAUCCUAUUUUGUUUGGAGACUUUAUCAAGAUGGGGACGGAGCGUGCCGACAGAUUGUACGAGGAGUUUGCCGACCAUAAAAAACUAGCUAAUGUUCUCCAAGAUUAUUUGGACGAUUACAAUAUGCAGUCACCUAAGGAAAUGAAGCUUGUGUUUUUCUUGGACGCUAUGGAGCACGUGUCACGUAUUGCACGUAUGAUCCGACAAGAACGUGGUAACGCUUUGCUGGUCGGUGUGGGAGGUACCGGAAAACAGUCCUUAACUAGAUUAAGCGCCCAUAUUUGUGGUUACAAAUGUUUCCAGAUAGAGUUAAGCAGAGGCUACGACUACGCAGCCUUCCACGAUGAUAUUAAAAAACUUUACGACAUGGCAGGAGUGAAAAAUGAACACACUGUCUUCCUAUUUACUGACACCCAGAUUGUGGUUGAAGAAUUUCUGGAAGAUAUUAAUAACAUCCUCAAUUCCGGUGAAGUUCCGAACUUGUUUGAACCAGAUGAGUACGAACAGCUGAUCAUCGGUUGUAGAGGUGCCGCUAAAGAACUCGGUAUCCCCGAGGGCAACAGAGAUGCCAUAUACGAUUUCUGUAUUAACCGUGUCAGGAAUAACCUCCAUAUUGUAUUAUGUAUGUCACCGGUCGGUAACGCAUUCCGAACCAGAUGCCGUAUGUUCCCGUCACUCGUAAACUGUUGUACAAUUGACUGGUUCACUGAGUGGCCGAGAGAGGCAUUGUUGGGCGUGUCUAAAUCAUUCUUUGAGAGUGUCGAACUUGGUACAGACGAACUUAAGCAAAGUAUUGCAGAGAUGUGUGUGGAGAUACACACAAGCGUGACGGACAUGGCGGACAGAUUCUUCAAUGAAUUGAAGAGAAAGUACUACACCACACCUACAAGUUACCUUGAACUGAUCAAUUUAUACUUGUCCAUGUUGCAAGAAAAAACAAAACAACUGAAAAUGGCAAAGGAUCGUGUACACAAUGGUCUGAUCAAACUGUUGGAGACCAAUGAACUCGUCGACAAGAUGAAGAAGGAGUUAGUGGCCCUUGAACCAGAACUUAAGAAAAAGUCGGAAGAUACAAAUAAUCUUAUGGAACGUCUGGUCGUUGAUCAAGAAAAAGCUGACGCGGUACGUAAAGUUGUCAUGGAAGACGAGGCCGUUGCCAAGGUGAAAGCAGAAGAGACUCAAGCUAUCGCAGAUGAUGCGCAGCGUGAUCUUGAUGAGGCCAUACCCGUACUGGAGGCGGCCAUUAAAGCUUUAGACGCCUUGGACAAGAGCGAUAUCUCUGAAAUCAAAGUGUUCAGCAAACCUCCUGAAAUGGUACAAACAGUGAUGGAGUCCGUGUGUAUUCUUCUCGGACAAAAGACGGAUUGGGCAUCAGCUAAAGCUAUGUUAGGAGAUGCUAACUUCUUGAAGAAACUUUAUGAAUAUGACAAGGACAAUAUUGGUGAGAGUAUUCUUAAGAAACUGAAGAAAUACAUUGAGAAUCCAAAAUUCAUUCCUGAGGAAGUGGCCAAAGUGUCAAAGGCGUGCAGAUCUAUGUGUAUGUGGGUAAGAGCUAUGGACACUUAUGCCCAUGUAUACAGAACAGUUGAACCUAAACGGCAAAAGUUAGCUACAGCCCAGGCCGAGUUAGAUGCUGUGAUGACAAUGUUACGUGAGAAACAGGCGAAACUCGCAGAAGUCGAGGCGAAGAUCGCCGAGCUGCAGAAGACGUACGAUGACAGCAUGGCUGAGAAACAAAAACUAGAGAGAAACAUCUCGACUACCGCAGCUCGAUUGAAGAGAGCGGCCAAACUUACGACUGCUCUAGGUGACGAACAAGUCAGGUGGGGUGAGACAGUCGACAAAUUCAAUAUUGAGAUUGGCAAUGUGACAGGCGACGUGUUUGUGGGUGCAGCUUGUGUAGCGUAUUACGGCGCGUUUACCAGCGUGUAUCGUCACGAGCUCGUAGAGAACUGGAUACAGCGAUGUAAAGAACUGGAUAUCCCGGUAACGCAGGGUAUGACGAUAACAAGCGUGCUGGCAGAUAACUACGAGAUAAGACAGUGGAACACCGACGGUCUGCCGAAAGAUCAGGUCUCGACUGAAAAUGCUAUCCUAGUUACAAGAGGGCGACGAUGGCCACUUAUGAUUGAUCCACAGGAGCAGGCAAACAGAUGGAUCAGAAACAUGGAGAACAAGAAUGGUUUGAAGAUCAUCAAGCUGACUGAUGGUAAUUUCUUGAGAACACUGGAAAACUGUAUCCGUAUAGGUAUGCCGGUACUUUGUGAGGAUUUGGGUGAAUUCCUUGACCCGGCCCUGGAACCAGUCUUGUUGAAGCAGACUUUCAUGCAGGGUGGUAGAUUACUGAUCCGACUUGGUGAUAGCGACAUUGACUAUGAUAAGAACUUCAAGUUCUACAUGACCACGAAGAUGUCCAAUCCUCAUUAUCUACCUGAAGUCUGCAUUAAAGUGACCAUCAUUAACUUUACUGUCACCAAAUCUGGUCUGGAGGAUCAGUUACUCAGUGAAGUGGUAAGCUUGGAACGUCCUGACCUUGAAGAACAGAGGAACCAGCUCAUCACAAAGAUCAAUGCUGACAAGAACCAGCUGAAGGCUAUAGAAGACAGAAUUCUCAAGCUCCUGUUUGAAUCUGAGGGAAACAUCUUAGACAAUGAGGAGCUCAUUAACACAUUGAAUGAUUCUAAGCUGUUUAACCAGACAAUAGAGAACAGCGAGAAAAAUCCCGACCUUGAGAAGAGGUUGGAGAUAUGUCUGCGGGAAACCACCCUCUCUAUAUACCAGAAUGUGGCAAGAGGUUUAUUUGAGAAGGACAAACUUGUGUUCUCGUUCAUGUUGUGUGUUGAGAUAAUGAGAAACGCGGAAGAAAUCUCUGUCCCGGAGUGGAACUUCUUCCUACGUGGUGCCGCAGGUCUUGAUAAGCAGCGUCCACCAAAACCAAGUGUACCUUGGAUCAGUAGGCAAGUGUGGAACUCGGCUUGUGACCUUAGUGACUCGCUACCGGCUUUCCGUGGAAUUUACAAUGACUUAACAAAAACUCCUUGCUGGGUCCAAUUAGGAGAAAAUUUGAUAAGAGGAAACCCUGAAACAGAUGAAAGUUAUGGGCCUGAGCCAGAUGCACCAGAUGCUGCUGAAGAUCAAGAAAUAAUAGAUGAUGGCACAGUGAAAGGUCACUGGGACAAGAGACUGACAAGUUUCCAGAAACUUAUGUUCAUUAAAGUAUUCAAGGAAGAAAAAACUAUAUUUGGAACAACAGACUUUGUGAGAGAAAACUUGGGCAAUCAGUUUGUUGAGAGUCCAAAUGUUGCAUUACAAACCCUGUAUAAUGACAUGACCAAGGUGGCGCCACUUGUGUUUGUGCUGAGCACGGGCUCAGAUCCUAUGGGAGCUUUCCUUAGAUUUGCAAGAGAGACCGGUAACACUGAUAAGGUCCAGUCCAUCUCACUGGGUCAAGGUCAAGGUCCAGUGGCGGAGAAAAUGAUCAAAAGUGCUAUACAGAAUGGAGACUGGGUCUUCCUGCAGAACUGUCAUUUAGCAGCA